This is a messenger RNA of Girardinichthys multiradiatus, 4268 nucleotides long. RefSeq names its product claspin. The record is from RefSeq and is a predicted model, not a curated record. Gene Ontology annotation, molecular function: anaphase-promoting complex binding. The transcript has 24 exons. Gene Ontology annotation, biological process: mitotic DNA replication checkpoint signaling; mitotic G2 DNA damage checkpoint signaling; activation of protein kinase activity. The coding region runs from base 348 to 4109 and encodes 1253 amino acids. Lineage: Eukaryota; Metazoa; Chordata; Actinopteri; Cyprinodontiformes; Goodeidae.
GAGCUCCAGCUGUCACGGCGCGCCAAAGCUCAAACUGCGCUUCGAGAGAGCGGGUCAGGCGGGAGGAAGAGGAGCUGUGUGCGUCGAACCGGGGCCUGAAUGUGGACCUAAAGAAGCUUUUUACUUGGUGGUGUCACAGUAACUGGGCUGUCGGCGUCGGUUAUACUGAGCGGGUCUCUGUUGGGUUUUAUUCCGAGGAGACGUCCGAACAAAGAUGAGCCUCGUUGUGUCCCAGCAGCAGAAACUGGUGCAGUAGAUGUGCCCCUCACUGCCAAACCCAUCUGUUGUUGUAUCAGGCAGACGUGCUACCAGCCCAGACGACACCGGAGAGCGACUCUGACAGCGGGAUGGGCUCACCAGUCGAGGAGAUGGCCGCCGAGGCGUUGGGUGAUAAAAGAGACACACAUGCAGAUUCAGAUGACGAAGAUGACAUCACAGCCCACAGAAAACCUCGGCGUAACGCCAUCAGAGACAGCGACAGCGAGGAAGAGGAGGCAGCUGCAGAGAACAGCAUCAACAUGGCUGAGCACCUGGUGUUACCUGCCUCCAGUGGAGAGGAAGUGGAGGCAGAGGAGGAUAGGAGGAGGGAUAAAGGAGUGCUGAGGAGCAGGAGGAUCACCCAGGCUCCUGUUGACAGCGAAGACAGUGAGCAGGAGCAAGAGAAGAGGGCAGAUAUGGAGGAGGAUGGGAAGGUGAAGAAAAGGGAGAAGAGUCAAAGAAAUCGUAAGAAGAAGGGAAAACACAGCAAAGCAGUGGAAAACCUGAAGAAGAAGAAAGAUGAGAGGUUCUGUGAGGUAGAUGAGAACGAAGCUCUUCCUCGGAUUCUGAAUGACAGCGGCUGUCCUCUGGGAGAUCCAGACUUGUUCGACACUGGUCUGGAUGAUGAAGACGAGGAGGAAGAGUCUCUGGAGGCCAUUCGAGCUGCAGUUAAACAGAAAAUGAAAAAACUCAAGGAUCCUCUCCUGAAUGAAGAGGAGGAUGAAGAGUCCCCACAGAAGCCCCAGCGUGUGGAGAGGAAAGCUGCUCGCGCCAGCAGAGAGGCAAUGAAGCAGCUGCACAGCGAGUCUCAGAGGCUGGUCCGAGAGUCCACUCUGGGUCUGCCGUACCACAUCCCAGAACCCAAGACUAUCGACCAGUUCUUCAGGAAGAGAGCCCGGCCCGAGGGACCUGCCAUGGCCCUGUUGAAAUCUUCCAGGUAUUCAGAACAGAUGCUGCAGACGCCGUCAGCCCCUCCUGAUGUGGACACACCCACCCAGCCAUCUACUGAGCAGGAUGCUCCUCCCUCUAUUGAUCUCUCAUCCAAUCAGAUCCAGUCUUUACCUGAGCCUGCAGCCACCUUAUCCCCUCAACAGGAGAACGUCCAUGCAGAAGCUGCAGAGGGACCAGAACCUAAGCCGGAGUCAGGCCCAUUGCUGCUGCUCUCUGAAAGUCUGCAGGAGUCACUUGGUGCUGAUGCUGUAGAAGAACCUGUUUCUGACUGUGGAGCAGAAACCCCAGCUGUCCAUUCAGAACAGAACCAGGCGGCAGUUGCAUCUGAAGUCCAACAAACAGAACCUCAGCCAGACCCUGUUUCAGAGUCUGCAUCAGAACCUACCAAACCAAAGAAGGACAAAUUAGCUCGACUGAAGGAGCUUGGAUUGGACCCCCCACCUGUCGCCAAGCUGUGUCCAGAUGAUGGACCAUUCGUUCAGCUAGAACCUCCUCACUGUAACCCAGGUGUGGAGGCCCUGAAGGAGCGGUACCUUCGGCAUAUUCACAGGCCUGUACGUCCACCAGUAGAGCGCACCAUGCAUCUCACCAUCAUCCGCAAAGACAGCGCCCCCUCUGGUCAGGAAGAGUUGCACACAGAGUCUGUUACAGUCACUGUGAAAGAUGGAGCUGAAGAGCCAGUGGCCACCAAACCAGGAGAGAAACUGCUGACUCUGAAGCAGAGGCUGCAGCUUGCCAUGGCCCAGCGCAGAAAGGAGGAGAGGGCACGUAAGGCUGAGCUAUAUCGCCUCGACAACGAAGACUGCGAGGAGGAGGAAGAGGAGGAAGAAGAUAUGACAGAUGAGGAUGAGGGUGUGGACGACUUACUGGGAGGUGAUGGAAGGGAGAAGGAGGAAGAGGAGAGCAUGGCUCAGAGUGUCAGGAGCCUUUCUCCUGCUGCACAGACUCCUGACCUGGUUAACACAGACGGCACACUGAUGCUGUUUACCGGUAGUUCCUGUUCCCGUACAGGUGAUGGUGUAAGGAAGUCUGGACCUGCUGGCGCUGACAUCUGCAGUAAGUCCGAGGAGGAUGACGCUCUGUCCCUGGUGAAGGACAACAGUCACAACAGCAGCUUUGAGCUGGCCGAAUCCAUGAUCACCUCGUACCAGCCCGUUAAUAACCAGCGCUCAAUGGGACGAGGCGUCUCCAACAUCUCCGCCUUCCGCUCGCCUUCACCCUGCUUCUUCCGGCCCAGUAUCCUCGGCUCUGCUUCCAAGAGCUCUGGCAGACUCUCCGAGCCAUCCCUCUGCCUCCCUGUUGAGGACUCCCAGGACCUGUAUGCUCCUCCGUCCCCCGGAGCAGACUCGGGCCCCCUAGGAGGAGCAGCAUCUGGGCCAGGUCUGGGAGGAGACUCCCAGGGUCGGUUUUCCCUGGAAGAUGAUGCCCACUCCCAGCUCCUGGAUGCAGAUGGCUUCCUUAAUGUGGGGCAGCGUCCUGGAGCGCCGCCAUCCCACAAGAGACAGCUAGUCCUGGACAACCUAGAUGAGAAUGCCAUGGAUGCCAACAUGGGGGAGCUGCUGGGGUUCUGUUCAGGGGGGUUUGGGACAGCAGAGAGCAGCACUGACCGGGUCAGGGGCCUCAGGGCCUCCCAUGAGGAUGAGCUGCUUGGGUUGUGCUCUGGAGUUUUUCCCCAGACUCCAGCUGCGAGGGAGGAAGAGCCUGAUAACACCAUGGACCAGCUGCUGGGACUGUGUUCAGGGAAAUUCCCCAGUCGAGAUUCUGCUCACUCGGCUUCAGCAGCUGCAGAAAGAAGGGAGGCAAAGCCAGAUGAUGAUGAUGAUGAAGAGGAGGAGAACUGUGAGUUUCGUCUUCUGUCAGAUGUAGAAAGUGAACAGGAGGAUGAUGAUGGUGAGGAGGAUGAAGCAGAUGUCAGUGAAGAGGAGAAAAAUGAUGUGGAAGAGGAGGAGCUGCAGGGUGUGUUUGCCCACCACCGAUCAGUGAAGAAGAAGAAGAAGAAAAUGACUUUAAUGGAUUACGUGGAGUCGGAGGCAGAGCUGUCAGGAAGUGAUGUUGGCAGUGACGAUGAGGAAGGGGACAGAGGGAGCGAGUACGAGGAAGAGGAGCUGCUGGAAGAACUUCCUUCAGACGAGGAGCUUCACAACCAAGUCAACAAGAUCCACAUGAAGCAGAUCCUGGACGAUGAUAAGAGGCGCCUGAGGCUGUAUCAGGAACAAUACCUGGCCGACGGCGACCUGCACUCCGACGGACCGGGAAGAGCUCGCCGCUUCCGCUGGAAGCACAUCGAUGAUGGGUUUGAUGUGGAUGGGAUGGCCACAGAUGGAGAGGAGGAGGGGGAGGAAGAUGAUGUGGACCCGGCUGAGGUGCAGAGGAGGAAGGACAGGUUGGAGCGGGAACAGUGGCUCAGAGAGCAGACGGAGCAGAAAGCUCAGAAAGGAGAAGAUCUGGAUGCAGAUGAUAAGAUUGGAGAGGAAGAUAGUCAGUUUAUGAAGCUGGCCAAGAAACUGACUGCCAGAACUCUGCAGAGGAAAGAACCACCUGCAGCCAAUCAGACGGAGCAGAAGACCUCAGCAGCUCUGAACCCCUUCCAGAAACCUUCUCAGCCUGUACAGGUGAGGAGGGGUUCUCUCCUGAGUCAGCCUCAGGCCGUCCUGCAGAAACUGGCCAACAUCUCCGAUGGGAAUCCCCUGGCUCCCAGGAACACCAGAGGAUUCCUGUUUCAGACUCUUUCCCCGGAGAAGGUCAAUGCUGCAUCAAACGGACCUCGGAACCAGGUGGUGAGGAAGAGGAGCCAGGUGGAGGUGGUGAACCCUGCAGCCAAGAGGCCGUGCAGAGGGACCCAACCUGCUGGACACACCAAGAACUCUCAGAGGAGCAUCUUCAGCUUCCUGGACCACUGACGAGGAGCAGCGGCUGUUUAACAUCUGACCUCCUCAGACUGCUGCUCACUGGUGUUAAUCUUCAUCGUCUGACCUAAACUGCUUCAGUUUGAAUGUUUCAUCCUGUAAAUAUCGCCUGAUUUGAACUGUUUUUACAGUGUAAAUAAAAGUGUAUUUUAA